AAGUCCCAUCUUUGGAGGAGACAGUCCAGCACGGCAAAAGGCGCAGUACGUCGUCAUACCAAACGCCACUGACUUCUUUCGUGGAUCACUUUUCGUCCGACUCGGAUAUAGGUGGUACGUUGUGUGUUGUUUGCGCUUCGAGAAAGGUCCGGUCGUCGUGGAGAAAUCGCCUUUUAGUACCUCCGCAAAACAACAGGAAACCCCGACAGAGGAGAACCUGAGAACAUAAGACUUGCAACAUUUUUAUUUUGCUAAAACCAACAACGGACUCUCCUGGCAGAGUGGUACAAUCUGCGCGGAACAUCGCCGACCACACACCCCGGAACCAACCAGCGCUCUUCUUUAGAAGGGAAGAUUUGCACAUAGCUUGCUAAAACCUCACCCGCAAAAAAACACAACAUAACAAUGGCUCCCCAGCAGAGAAUCCGCAUGGCCAACGAGAAGGCCAGCCGUAACAUCACCCAGCGCGGCAACGUGCCCAAGUCGACCAAGGCCGCCGAGGAGAAGUACCCCGUGGGACCGUGGCUGCUGGCAUUGUUUAUCUUCGUCGUGUGCGGUUCGGCCAUCUUCCAGAUCAUCCAGUCGAUCCGUAUCGCGUAAUGAAGCGGCAGACGGACGACCGGAAGGCGACAGGCUGUAACGCAUCUCACAAACACAGCGUGUGUUUUCUAUACUAUUUUUUUUUUUGUAAAACACCACUAUUAAGUACUACUAUUAUCGCAUAACAGUCGUAGAAGGAGAGAGGAGGAAUAGAUUUUGCCAACGUCCGAGAAAAAGUCUUUUCUCCACUGUUACUUUAGGUUUGAUUUGUUUUUUUUUGUCAGUGUUCAACCAUAACCUCACCAUCCAAUGCAAUUCCUUUUGAUUGGCAGGGAUGGUCGAGGGGAGGGGCCAUUGACCACAUUUUCCUACUAUAACCGUACAAUGAGUUGACACAAGAGAAGAACACACUACAUUCAAGCAAACAAUGGGAAUCAAAGAGCACACAGACACGCAAAUAUUCCGUUUUUUGGGGUUGGCAGCAUUUACCAUUGAUAAGGUUGGUAGGAUUGAUUGACAAGAGAUGCAACGCAGUCGAAUUGUGUAAUUGUCUUGUAGAAAAUUUGAUUAGAUUUUUUGUUCUAGUGUAGUGAAAGUUGGACAUUUUGAACGAAAUUAUACAUGCAUGGAAGAUAAAGAAAAUAAAUGUGUCCCUUUUCUUGCAAUAUAAAGAUCCCAAAAGGGGAUUAGAAUUGGUUAUCGUGUAAUACAAAAUGUGUAAAUUUGACAAAAACAA
Messenger RNA from Aedes albopictus (Asian tiger mosquito), 1276 nucleotides. Its product is annotated as stress-associated endoplasmic reticulum protein 2. Gene Ontology annotation, cellular component: endoplasmic reticulum. The transcript has 3 exons. Bases 406 to 600 code for a protein of 64 amino acids. Lineage: Eukaryota; Metazoa; Arthropoda; Insecta; Diptera; Culicidae. The record is from RefSeq and is a predicted model, not a curated record. Gene Ontology annotation, biological process: endoplasmic reticulum unfolded protein response.